Molecule: messenger RNA, 2711 nt
Organism: Orussus abietinus
Lineage: Eukaryota; Metazoa; Arthropoda; Insecta; Hymenoptera; Orussidae
Product: cilia- and flagella-associated protein 52
Exons: 11
Coding region: 159-2687 (842 amino acids)
Biological process (GO): cilium assembly
Molecular function (GO): protein binding
Source: RefSeq, a predicted model, not a curated record
GGCGUCUUCGGGCGUCUCCGGCGGCCCUCGUGUCUCCAUGGCGACGCGACCACGUGUUUGUUCCCAAGCGACGCCGCUUCCCACGCAGCUGUCAAAAGGACUGCCAAGACGUCACCCAGGACGAUCCUGAAGGAUUCUGUCAAUAAACUCGGGUUAAAAUGCCAAAGGACAUAGGAGAACUGGACCUGGUCGGGAUAAUAUCGUUCGAUGGAGCCACGAAGAAUGGAUUGCGACUGCACCCCGACCAGGAGCACCUGAUAUACCCCAUGGGGAACAAGGUCACCAUAAAAGAUAUCACCUCGGGGAAGCAGAGUUUCCUGACGGGACACACGAAUUUAAUUUCGACACUUUGCGUCUCCGUUUGCGGGAAACUCGUCGCUUCCGGUCAGAUCAAUCAUCUCGGGUUUAAGGCGAUGGUUAUCAUCUGGGACUAUGAGAGUCGGAAGAUGCUGGGCAGUUACGAGAUCCACAAAGUGAAGGUCGAGGACCUGUGCUUCUCCUGCGAUGGUAAUUUUUUAAUCAGCCUCGGUGGCAGAGACGAUGGGAACAUUGUCAUCUGGGAUGUGAACAAGAACGAAGCUAUUUGCGGCUCUUUUGCGAGCAGCGAAACGUCCGGCAAUGCAUUCACGAUUACAAAGACGAAUCUGCGAGACCAAUGUUUCGUAACCGGGGGAGAAAACACUCUGAAAGUCUGGAGAAUUAAUCCCGAGUCGAGGAAGGUUUACGGAAUGAACGUAAAGGUGGGGAAAUUAAAGCGGUCGAUUAAUUGCAUCGUUAUCAACGAAAAGGACGAAGAAGCACUUUGUGGCACCACUUCAGGGGACAUCAUAAAAGCAAGACUGAACUACUAUCGUGAUAAGACCUACAUGGAGCCUGCUCAACCUCCCAUAAUGGUUGGCUGUUAUUCGAAAAUUCCAAAAGAUCCAAAAAAAAGAAAAACUGGAGAGGGUGAUCUGUAUGGUGGCGGAGUGACAAAUCUCCUCCUCUUGGAAGACGGAAGAGUUGUGGUUGGUGCAGGAGAUGGUACGGUGGAGAUUGUCAAAAUCCUAGAUGCUCCGUUGAACACCAGCACUCAGUCGGUGAAGCUACCGAACACUCCUCAGCUUAAAGCAUACCAGGCAGAAAACGUUCGCAGUCAAGUGACAUCGAUGGCUUUGCACAAAGGUGAAUUCAUUCUCAUCGGAACAGUCUUCUGUGAGAUUUAUCAAAUACGUCUGUCAGACUUUGACAUGCGCCUCCUGGUUACUUGUCACACCAAUACGAUAUAUGACAUCGCAUUCCCACAUAAUUAUUCAGAAGUCUUCGCAACGAGUAGUAAAAAUGACAUCAGAGUCUGGCGACUCGAAACCCAAAAGGAACUUCUCAGGAUUUCUGUACUGAAUUUUAUCUGCACCAGUGUGUGCUUCUCAUUCGAUGGAGGGAUGAUAAUUUCUGGAUGGAAUGACGGACUUAUCAGAGCAUUUACUCCGCAAACUGGACGAUUGAUCUUUGCUAUCCACAAUGCUCACAUCAAGGCAGUGUCUGCCAUUGUCAUUACGAUGGAUGGCAGGAGGAUAGUCAGCGGAGGCUGCGAUGGACAGUUAAGGAUUUGGAGUAUAAGACCUGACGUGCAGCGUCUUGAAGUGAUUUUAAAGGAACACAGGGGUCCUAUUACCUCAUUACACAUAUCGAACAGCUGCGAAGAAGUAGUCAGCUCCAGUACUGAUGGAACAUGCAUCAUCUGGGACAUAAUCCGUUGUUCAAGAAAACAAGUCCUGAUAGGAAACAACAUGUAUUUGUCAGCUCGAUUUAGCCCCAACGCUGUGCAGAUCUUAACAUGUGGCACCGAUCGUAAGAUUGCAUACUGGGAGACACUGGAUGGUUCCUUGGUGAGAGAGAUCGAAGGGUCCAGCGUAGGAGCUCUGAACUGCCUUGACAUAAGUGCCGAUGGUGAACACUUUAUAACUGGGUCCAACGAUAGCAUUCUGAAGGUUUGGGAAUAUCACACCGCUGACACCACCCAUAUCGGGUUGGGCCAUGCUGCCAUCAUCACUGCCUGCAAAUUCAGUCCAGAUAAUAAGCACAUUGUGACUGUGAGUGCCGAUGGGGCCAUUAUGAUUUGGAGGUGUCCCUUUGUGCCAAGCUUGAACAAAAUUAACAAGUCAAAAGAUGUUAACAGUGUCAGGUCUAGAUCGACUUGCAGUCUUAAGGAAGAGGAAUGGAAAAAAUUAAAGUUACCUGAACUUGAGAAUGGAGGAGAAAAUGUUGCAGCUAUUAGCUCAAGGUCCGAAGCUGCUGAAAGUGUCAAAGCUAUCCAUGAAGGCGAUGCACUGGCUAUUCCCUGCAAGUGUGACCCUCUUAAACCUUCUCUAAAUUCUUGCAAAUGUAAAGGAGAAAAUAAGACACCAUUCAGUGAAAGAGGAUCGGUUAAGUCCAACAAGUCUGUUUCAUCAACGUGCUCUAAACUGAACAGAAGUGAAGGCACUGCAAAAAGUAAUAAAGUUGUUCCGAGGGAAAAGCUUUUUUGUGCUUGUGCAAAUAGUGGGAGACAAGUCAAUGAUACUCGGAGAUUAUCUGAAUCAAAUAGAUCUAUAUCGAUUCCUUCAAAUAAUCAUGGUGGUAAAGUAACUUCACCCAUUGCAAAGAAACCACCUAUAGGAACUUGUAAAGCCCACACUGUGCUAGCAUUGACUAAUUGUGGAAAAUAAAUGUAUUGAAAUUUCGUACAUAGA